AUGACUGCCCCAUUCCCUCAAGCCGCUUACAAAAUUACAACCCCACGGCUCAUCAUCCGCAGCGCCGUCGCGGACGAUGCAGAGGCUCUUUGCCGCCUCCUCUCGACGCCCGAGAACCACCCUUUUGGAGGUGCGCAGACGGACAUCUCUCCCGAGAUCAUACGCGGCCGCAUCGAGAGGUGGGGACCGGAUUACGCGUCUGGGAAGAAGGCUAUCUUGAUGAUUACGAUUCGGGAGACGGGCGAGUUGAUUGGGUGUGGCGGGUUCAACUGUUUUGAGACUGCAGAGGGGGAAACGUGUGAUGUUGCGCUGAGGAGGAAGCGGGAUGAAGAUGGGCAAGAAGGAGGUGAGGAUGCUGCGGAAGAUGGUGUUACUGGGGAGGCUCACCGCCUUAUCACGCCGUAUCUUACCGACUUUGGGGUGGUCCUCGAUCAGCGUUACUGGGGAAAGGGCUACGGCAGAGAGGUGUUGUGUGGCCAAGUUGAGUUUGCUGUCGAGGGGCUCGGCUGUAGUGUUGUACGCGUCGAGACUGAGCUUGAGAAUGAGCCCUGGAGAGCGGUCAUGAGAUCUAUGGGUUUGGGUGGGUUGGAGACGAAGGGUCCUGUCAGUUAUGGUGAGAAGAACAUCGGGUGGAUUUACAAGAUUGAUCCCUCGACGUGGAGCAAGUCGAGGGGGGAUUUGAGGAAGAGCGGAAAGUGGCCGUUGUAA
This is a messenger RNA of Colletotrichum paranaense, 708 nucleotides long. Its product is annotated as acetyltransferase. The transcript has a single exon. NCBI's taxonomy places the organism in Eukaryota, Fungi, Ascomycota, Sordariomycetes, Glomerellales, Glomerellaceae. The record is from RefSeq and is a predicted model, not a curated record. Bases 1 to 708 code for a protein of 235 amino acids. Gene Ontology annotation, molecular function: acyltransferase activity, transferring groups other than amino-acyl groups.